GGGGUGUAUGAUAUAAAACCUCCUAAAGGAAGUGCAAAUCAUACGCCUGGUUUCACAGAUGCUGCUAAAACUGAAUUUGCGCACGAAGCUACGCUAACUGCCUCAAAGGGAAUCGCAUUAACUGGUAUAGAUUAUUUGGUCGAUGAUGGUUUUGCUAGACUAGUUAAGUCGGCUUUUGAUGCAUAUGUUGAUAAAACACCUUUACGUUUUAGACAUCAUCAUGGUGAUUUCAGCGAUAAUUUAAGAGGUUACAAGUAA
Messenger RNA from Funneliformis caledonium, 258 nucleotides. NCBI's taxonomy places the organism in Eukaryota, Fungi, Glomeromycota, Glomeromycetes, Glomerales, Glomeraceae. The record is from the annotation of a GenBank genome assembly.